AUGCACGCCACAGGUAAGCAAGCAACCUUUAUUUUAAGGGCAAAAGAUCCAUAUACCGUGCAGGAUUCCACUUUACGCGUCGCGCGUCCACCUCCUCCCUCCACGGCGACCUUCGGAAGCACUCGACGAGGCGUCUCUCCCUCCCUCCCUCUCCCUUUGGCCGAUAUGGCCUCGCUCGCAGGGCUCUCGGUCCCCUCGGAUAAGGCCGAGUUUCUCGACCUCGACGCCCUUGUUCGGGCCCUUGAUGACUGGGCUGUCAAGGGCAAAUUCUCCUUUCGGACGGAGAAGAGGGAGGCUACAAAGGCCUCCUUCAUCUGUGCAGAGAAGGAGGAUGGGUGUAGCUGGCGAUGCCGAGCUACACCCACCUUUUACGAUGAUGAUAAGGAGCCCUCGUUAUAG
Messenger RNA from Pseudogymnoascus destructans, 399 nucleotides. RefSeq lists its product as uncharacterized. The transcript has 2 exons. NCBI's taxonomy places the organism in Eukaryota, Fungi, Ascomycota, Leotiomycetes, Thelebolales, Thelebolaceae. The record is from RefSeq and is a predicted model, not a curated record. Bases 1 to 399 code for a protein of 132 amino acids.